GUCCGUGCGUGUGGGUCAUGUGACGCCGUCCUUUUCCGACCUCGCUUGCUGUCUGGCUGGGCGCUCCUUGGGGCUCGUUGCCGCGUGAGGAGAAGCCGUCGCCAUCAUGCCGGUCUACUUUCAGCGGCCCGAGAACGCCCUAAAGAGGGCAAACGAAUUUCUUGAGGUUGGGAAGAAGCAACCUGCUCUCGAUGUUCUCUACGAUGUUAUGAAAAGUAAAAAACACCGAACAUGGCAAAAGAUCCACGAGCCGAUUAUGCUGAAGUACCUGGAGCUUUGUGUGGACCUCCGCAAGAGCCACCUGGCUAAAGAAGGAUUGUAUCAGUACAAGAAUAUCUGCCAACAGGUGAACAUCAAGUCCUUGGAGGAUGUAGUUCGGGCUUACUUAAAAUUAGCAGAAGAAAAAACUGAAUCUGCUAAAGAAGAGUCUCAGCAGAUGGUGCUAGAUAUCGAAGACUUAGAUAAUAUCCAGACUCCAGAGAGUGUUCUCCUAAGUGCUGUGAGUGGGGAAGACACACAAGAUCGUACUGAUCGGUUACUUUUGACUCCCUGGGUUAAAUUUCUAUGGGAAUCCUACAGACAGUGUUUGGACCUUCUCAGAAACAAUUCUAGAGUGGAGCGACUCUAUCAUGAUAUUGCACAACAAGCUUUCAAGUUCUGUUUGCAAUAUACUCGUAAAGCUGAGUUUCGGAAACUAUGUGACAACUUGAGAAUGCAUUUGGGUCAGAUCCAGCGCCAUCACAAUCAAAGUACAGCUAUCAACCUCAAUAAUCCAGAGAGUCAGUCAAUGCACUUGGAGACCAGGCUUGUACAGUUGGACAGUGCUAUCAGCAUGGAACUGUGGCAGGAAGCCUUCAAAGCUGUAGAAGAUAUACAUGGAUUAUUCUCCUUGUCCAAAAAGCCACCAAAGCCCCAGCUGAUGGCAAACUAUUAUCACAAGGUUUCUACUGUUUUCUGGAAAUCAGGAAAUGCACUCUUCCAUGCAUCCACACUUCAUCGUCUUUACCAUCUCUCAAGGGAAAUGCGAAAGAACCUCACACAGGAGGAGAUGCAGAGAAUGUCAACAAGAGUCCUUUUGGCCACUCUGUCAAUUCCAAUAACACCUGAACGAACUGACAUUGCUCGGCUUCUGGAUAUGGAUGGCAUUAUUGUUGAGAAGCAACGGCGAUUGGCAACUUUACUAGGCCUCCAAGCCCCACCUACACGAAUUUCUCUUAUUAAUGAUAUGGUGAGAUUUAAUGUAGUACAGUACGUUGUCCCAGAAGUAAAGGAACUUUAUAACUGGCUUGAAGUAGAUUUUCAUCCGCUGAAGUUAUGUGGCCGUGUAUGCAAGGUGUUAAACUGGGUAAGAGAUCAAUCUGAAAAGGAACCAGAACUUCAAUUAUAUAUCCCUCAUCUGCAAAACAACACCAUACUCAGACUGCUUCAGCAGGUGGCCCAAAUUUAUCAAAGCAUCGAAUUUUCUCGCCUGACUACUCUGGUUCCUUUUGUUGAUGCUUUCCAACUGGAACGUGCAAUAGUAGAUGCGGCCAGACAUUGUGAUUUGCAAGUUCGCAUUGAUCAUACCACUCGAACACUGAGUUUUGGAUCAGAUUUGAACUAUUGCACUCGGGAAGAUGCUCCUCUCGGUCCUCAGCUGCAAAGCAUGCCUUCUGAACAGAUUAGGAACCAGUUGACAGCUAUGUCAUCUGCCCUUGCAAAGGCUCUUGAAGUGAUUAAGCCGCCUCACCUAUUGCUAGAAAAGGAAGAGCAACAUCAGCUGGCUGUUACGACUUAUUUAAAAAAUUCAAGGAAAGAGCAUCAGCGAAUCCUUGCUCGCCGUCAGACUAUUGAGGAAAGAAAGGAACGUCUUGAGAGCUUGAACAUUCAACGUGAGAAAGAAGAGCUAGAGCAGCGUGAAGCAGAGCUCCAAAAGGUCCGCAAAGCAGAAGAGGAGAGAUUGCGUCAGGAGGCAAAAGAGCGGGAAAAAGAGCGCAUUCUGCAGGAACAUGAGCAAAUUAAAAAGAAAACUGUUCGUGAGCGUUUGGAACAGAUCAAGAAAACCGAGCUGGGAGCUAAGGCCUUCAAAGAUAUUGAUAUUGAAGAUCUUGAAGAAUUGGACCCAGACUUCAUUAUGGCAAAGCAGGUUGAACAGCUAGAGAAAGAAAAGAAGGAAUUGCAAGAGCGUCUGAAGAAUCAGGAGAAGAAGAUUGACUAUUUUGAAAGAGCAAAACGCUUAGAAGAAAUUCCACUGAUUAAGAGUGCGUAUGAAGAGCAAAGAAUAAGAGACAUGGAGCUUUGGGAACAGCAGGAAGAAGAAAGGAUCACAACUAUGCAGCUGGAACGUGAGAAAGCCCUUGAGCAUAAGAACAGGAUGUCAAGGAUGUUGGAGGACAGCGAAUUAUUUGUAACUAGGCUCAAAACUGCACGAAGAUCAGUUUAUGAGGAAAAACUUAAACAAUUCCAAGACAGACUAGCAGAGGAAAGGCUUAACCGCUUAGAGGAACGCAAGAGGCAACGCAAAGAAGAAAGACGUAUUGCUUAUUAUCGGGACAAAGAGGAGGAAGAACAAAGAUUGCAAGAGGAGAAGAUGCUUAAAGAACAAGAAGAAAAAGAACGUGUGGAACGUGAAAAACGUGAGCAAGAAAUGCUUGAAUAUCAGGAACGUGUCAAGAAACUAGAAGAGGUAGAGAGGAAGAAACGCCAAAGAGAACUGGAGAUUGAAGAAAGGGAACGUCGCCGAGAAGAAGAGAGGAGGAAUCUUGAUGAUCCACUUUCAAGGAAGGACUCUCGUUGGGGUGAUAGAGACCCUGCUGAAAGCACCUGGAGAAGAAGUGCUGAGCCAGAUUCAGAACGGAGGCGCCCACCAGAAAGAGAGUGGCGUCGUGGAGAAGCACAUGAGGAUGAGAAACCUUUACGAAGAGAUGAUUUGCCUCAGCGUGCCAUUUCAGAAGACAGAGCACAGUCUCCACAUGAAGCACCAGAAGACAAAGUGGUGAAGCAGGAUCUUGAUGAAGACAAAGGUCCUAGGAAAGUUUUGGAUGAUGAUAGAACAAGUUGGCGCUCAACAGGUGACGACAGGGGUCCCAGGCAUGGGCUAGAUGACGACAGGGGCCCCAGGCGUGGGCUGGAUGACGACAGGGGCCCCAGGCGUGGGCUGGAUGACGACAGGGGCCCCAGGCGUGGGCUGGAUGACGACAGGGGCCCCAGGCGUGGGCUGGAUGACGACAGGGGCCUCAGGCGUGGGCUGGAUGACGACAGGGGCCCCAGGCGUGGGCUGGAUGACGACAGGGGCCCCAGGCGUGGGCUGGAUGACGACAGGGGCCCCAGGCGUGGGCUGGAUGACGACAGGGGCCCCAGGCGUGGGCUGGAUGACGACAGGGGCCCCAGGCGUGGGCUGGAUGACGACAGGGGCCCCAGGCGUGGGCUGGAUGACGACAGGGGCCCCAGGCGUGGGCUGGAUGACGACAGGGGCCCCAGGCGUGGGCUGGAUGACGACAGGGGCCCCAGGCGUGGGCUGGAUGACGACAGGGGCCCCAGGCGCGGCUUGGAUGACGACAGGGGCCCCAGGCGCGGCUUGGAUGAUGACAGACCAAGUUGGCGCAACAUGGAUGAUGACAGGGGUACCAGGCGUGGCCUAGAUGAUGACAGGGCCCCCAGGCGUGGCCUGGAUGACGAUAGGCCAAGUUGGAGAGCUGCAGAUGAAGAUAGACCCCAGCGACGCGGGCUGGAUGAUGACAGAAUUUCAAGACGUGAUGAGGACAGAGGACCAUGGCGUAACACAGAUGAGGAUAGAAUUUCAAGACGUGAUGAUGAUCGUGGUGGACCCAGGCGUGCUGGUGAUGAUGAUAGAGGUCCUAGACGUGGAGAUGAUUCUAGGCGUGGAGAUGAUUCCAGACCUGGACCUUGGAGACCAUUUGGUAAACCAGGUGGAUGGAGAGAGCGAGAAAAGGCUCGUGAAGACAGCUGGGGUCCUCCACGAGACUCCAGACCUUCAGAAGAUCAUGAAUGGGAUAGAGAUAAAGAUCGUGAUGAGAAUGAGAAGGACCGUGAAUUUGACAAAGACCGUGAAUUUGAUCGGGAAGAUCGUUUCAGGCGCCCCAGGGAAGAUGCUGUCUGGAGAAGAGGACCAGGUGAGGAAGUCUCCAGCUGGCGAGAUUCAGGUCGUCGUGAUGAAUGGGACAGAGGUGGCCGUGAUUCUAGAGAUGACCGGGGUGGCCGUGAUCUUCGAGAUCGGCGUGGUGAAGACAGGGAAAGGAGAGGGCCUCCUCUCAGAACAGAUUGGGAAGAAGUGAGCUCGUGGAGACGUGGUGAUGACAAAAAGGAGGAGCGAGAAGAACGUGAAACUGUUCGGAGACCACCUGCUGCUGCUGCUCCUGCUCCUGCUCCUUCUGUUUCAAAAGAGCGAGAAAAAGAUAGUGAGAAAGAGAAGGGGGCCUGGAGAACAGAAAAAGAUCGGGAAUCCCUUCGUCGCACUAAAAAUGAAAUUGAUGAAGAUGGUUGGACCACUGUGCGACGUUAAGUUCAAAAGCUAAACGUGGUUUUAUGUUGGUGUUUAGUAUUGAUUGAUAACAGAUUAUAAUAUUGGUGCUUUAACACUCUGAAUUGGAAUUCUUUAACAAAAUUUUCUAGGUAAUGUGAAAGCAUGAAACUCUUAACUUGUGUGUAAACUGAUCAUGCACAGAACUUACAACUAAAAGUCAGAAAUUUAAUACUGGUUAUCUGAAAUUUCAAAUGUUGUAUAUGUCACAGAUCACUUGGUGGUAAGAAAUAAUAAAAAAAUGAACCCUGUAGGUA
Messenger RNA from Rhineura floridana, 4776 nucleotides. It is a transcript of the gene EIF3A, whose product is annotated as eukaryotic translation initiation factor 3 subunit A. Gene Ontology annotation, biological process: translation reinitiation; formation of cytoplasmic translation initiation complex. Lineage: Eukaryota; Metazoa; Chordata; Lepidosauria; Squamata; Rhineuridae. Gene Ontology annotation, molecular function: mRNA binding; translation initiation factor activity. The coding region runs from base 107 to 4501 and encodes 1464 amino acids. Gene Ontology annotation, cellular component: eukaryotic translation initiation factor 3 complex, eIF3e; eukaryotic translation initiation factor 3 complex, eIF3m; multi-eIF complex. The record is from RefSeq and is a predicted model, not a curated record. The transcript is spliced from 22 exons.